This is a messenger RNA of Bombus huntii, 4193 nucleotides long. Its product is annotated as zwei Ig domain protein zig-8-like. The transcript has 6 exons. Gene Ontology annotation, biological process: synapse organization. Gene Ontology annotation, cellular component: neuron projection membrane. Lineage: Eukaryota; Metazoa; Arthropoda; Insecta; Hymenoptera; Apidae. The coding region runs from base 2176 to 3036 and encodes 286 amino acids. The record is from RefSeq and is a predicted model, not a curated record.
AAAUGACGCUUGCUUUCGUGUGUUAUACCGCUGCGAUUAUCUAUCAUUUAAAUCAGUUUGAAGUUAGUGAAUAAUAGCCUGUACAACGCGUGCAAGCUGCGCCAUAUACCGGAACGAGCAGGAGAAGAAAAACUUGUAUAAUUAACGCGCAGUUUGUCUAUGGCAAGUCGAAAUUGUCGUACAUCGGUCGAUUUCAUAUAGGCGCGAAUAAGGUGAAUCGGCAACGAAACACGCGAAAGCCAGUCAACCGAGGAUCAAUUGAUUCCGUGAAUCUCGUUAAAGCGAGUAAUAGCGAGGCGAGUUUAAGUCACACGCUUUUGCAAUGGAAAAAGCGACAGGACGUCGUCGCCAAUUAAAUAACUUUCGUCUCAUUGAAUCGAUGGAAUUUCUAAUGGAAUGUUUCAACUGGUUUUACGAGCUAUGAAUAUCGAGAUGGAAGAAAAAAGAUUCGAGAUACGGGACGAGUGGCGAGAAACGAGAAACAAGAGGAACGAGAAACGAGAGGAACGAGAAACGAGAGACACGAGAAACGAAAAGCACGAGGAGAGUGAAGAGAAAUUGCGACCUGCUUAAAAAGCAGGAAACGAGAAUGAAAAUGUUCCAUGAAUUGUCGCAGCUCCGUUGAAGGGACGUCAGUUUCAUUGUUAAAGUUAUUACGCGAUAGUGACGAUAAUAAUCGGACAUGGGCAGGAGCCAACAUGUGCGAGCUACAGAACGUAGCCAACCAGAAAUAAUGAUGGGCUAUGUUCAAAAGUUCGUCGAGUUGGCGUAUGAACUGCUUGCGGUACGUUUGAACUGUUAAGAGUGGGUAAACAUGGGAAUAAAUUGAAACGAGAAUGUACGCCGUUUCGCGAGAACUAUCGCGAUGAUGUAAAUGCUGAUAAACGGGUGAUAUUCGGUUGUUCUCUCUUUUUAUUCCAACGAUAUUUUUUCGCUCGUUGAGUUAUUAAAUAUUGUCGCACGAUUGUUUCGUGUACAUAAAAAUCCUGGUACCAAUUCAGCAGAAGAGAUCGUUUGUUAGAAAUAGAGAGCGUGCAAAAUCUGAUUGGACGUUACAAAAGAUGGAAAAAUUCAUAUUGGUGUUCCUGUUUUAAUUUUCCAUUUAUCAUCGCCUGUAACGUUGUAUUUAGUUACCAGAAGAGGACGUGGUUGUCGAAGUAUGGCUGGUGUCGCACGUUUAGCAAACGAUGAAAUGAAAGAAGCGAGAUAUUGGGGAGCAAAGGAGCUUGUAAGGGAAUAAAAACUGGAGAAUACAAUGAAAGUGGAUAUAAAUCGAAGGUCAAACGUGUCUGAUAUUCUGUGCGAUAAACGUACGAUAAAUGCAGUGAAAGAAUGUACGUGAUAAAUCGAUGCUAAAUUUCGGUAGACGUUUCUAUUUGUGUACAUCAUGCGCGAUAGAGCUUCCUCCAAAUGGAAACUUAUCGAAUUUUUCUGGAUCUCUCUUAUCUGUAUUGCCGGCGUAACUAAACAGAUGUCAAAAUAAAGGAAACCAUCUGUAUAAAUUCUAGAGUGACAGUAGUUACGGCCAUUUUACGUUUAUAAAUCCCGUAAACGAGAAUGGAGUUGGGACGCAAAUAAUAUUGUUCGGUAACUUACUUGAACGAACGAUAUUUCGUAAGAUGGAUCAUUUCGCUCGUUCGUUUUCUUCGAAAAGAACUCGCGAAUAAUAAAAAAUAUUUGCGAUUUCCUAUAUCGUAUAAGAUCAUAAAGUACCGAAAAUCCAAGUCCAAGAAAAACUUUUGUGAUCCGUUUCUACGUGCUCUUUUCUUUUGUCGAAUAUACUUGACGAAGGUGAGCCACUUACAGCGAAAGAUUGAAGCUGAACGAGAAAAGACUAAGGGUCACAGCCCUCUACUUGAAUCCAUAUCGAUUACAGGAGACGUGAAUGUUGUCGUGCUUGUGUAUAACAUGGGCAAAAUGACGAAGACAGUGUAUCGCUGACAAUAGUCGUGCUGUACAUUAUAUUUCGUGUAAUGAUACUCGCAAGAGAAAUCCGGUGACUAAUACACGGCGAUUUUGUUGAAACUUUGCACAAGGGAUCUAUCUAAGAAUUUAACCGUAACCCGUGGCCAUUUUUUACUUCUAAGAAAGAAAGCAACCCUUUUAUCAGAGCCGGCCCCUGUAUACAAGUAUGAUGAAUGUCUAAAGUAAGGACGUUGUAAAUUAGUUGUCACCAUGAGAACGCUUCUGAUCAUACUGAGCACUUUCUUGGAAAUACAACUUUAUUUCAUUGGGAGCCGGGCGGAGCAGCAACAAUCGUUAAGGGUCAGCAACGAAUUGGUGUCAUUAAACAGCUCCGAGGAUAAAAGCGAAGAUGUCGUCGAAGGUCCCAUCAGGGAAGUUCUUGCACAAAGCGGAAGCACCGCGAAUUUGCCCUGCAAAAUUACCGAACCUGGCGCUGGAACCAUUACAUGGAUGAAGCGUAAAAACAGACGGUUGUUGACUGUUGGCACAAGUACCCACUCAGUCGACAAACGAUUUGUCGUGAUGCAUUCGAGUACUGAUUGGCUACUUCAAAUACGAGCAGUUACUCUCCAGGACGAGGGUAUAUACGAAUGUCAGGUUACGUCGCAUCCAGUGCAACGGAAUUUCGUGCUCUUGAAGAUCACAGAAGCGUACUCGAUCAUACCAGGGGCGCCUGAUUUACACGUGAAGCAAGGUUCCAGUCUUCGGUUGGAGUGUCAACUGAAGGCAGCUGCGGAAUCGCCCCUCUACGUCUUCUGGUAUCGUCAGGGACAUAUGAUCAACUACGACGAGGAGCCAGGCGUGAAAGUUGAACUGACCAAGAACGGAUCGAUUCUAAUGGUCAACAAAACGAAACCGUCGCACGGCGGUAAUUAUACGUGUUCACCGAGCAAUGCUAAAUCGGCUUACGUGAUGGUUCACGUGAUCGAAGAGGAAGAGAAACCGGCGGCAAUGCACGGAGGAGACAGAAGGAACCUUAGUCCAGCAAUUUUAGCGAGUAACUUUCUGGUGUCCCUCUUGGCGGCCGUCAGCUGGAGGAUACCGAGUUUCACCAGCCUUUACCCGACAUGAAUCACCGUUGAACUUAUGGGAACGACUGGUGUUAGUCGUGGCCGCGCUACCGCAACUCGGUUCAUCUCUCCUAUCGCAAGGACGACUCUGACCAUCGGUCGACCAUUCGGGAUUCGUCUUUUCAACUGUAACUCCAAUCGGCCCUGCAAGAACGAUAUCCUUGCAUUGGUGUUAAAACCGGAAUGUCAUCGAGUGUAUCGAUUCACGUAUGAACACACGGAACCGCCGCCACUUUCGGACCGACCCUUUUACCUGUAGCGCGAUUCUUUUCAGAGAUUCGUGCUCCCUCAUCGAGGGGAACCGCGUCCGAUCGUGAGAGCAGCAGAACUGUAGCCACCGAGAAAUCCUUUUGUUUUAUUCCCUUCUAUCUUUUAACCCUCUUGUCCCUUAUCCCGUGUACUCCAUCUCCUUCCACCCCGUUCCUUUAUUAUGUACCAAGCAAUUUCUUUGUCUGGAAAAACUUAUGCGUGGUCGGAGUAACGAUUAUUCUGCUGGUUUUGGAAUCGAUAUAGAAAGUAUGUGGUGCAAGAUGUGUCUCACUUUUAACGUUGGGAAAUAGAACGACGCGCGAAGAAAGGUUCCUCUUUUAUUCUCUUUUCUGUUGCGAGACGAUAGGAACCUGUCGAUUCGAGCAUGAUCUUUUACUUGCUAGUAUCUGUCAUUGUGCGCGAUGAGUGAACCGUUUUCUUCGUACGUGCAUUAUAUAUACAUAUGUAAAUGUACACAUACAUAAAGAAACGCGCAUACAUACACAUUCCUUAUACACGCGGGGUUCAUACACAUACAUACGUAUACCUAUACGUAUACACAUACGUAGUAUGUAAGCGACACCGUGGACUCGAGAUGAACAAGCGCCUUUACGUUUCGUGACGUGGAAACCGUUCUUCUUCCACUCCUUCUUCGAAUCUUGGAUAGCAUGUGUGUGUGUGUUAGAGAUUUAUUGAGACGGAAUGCGAGGAAAGUGAAAGCCUCCGUUGAAUCCGGGGAGAAUCAGGAGUACAGUGGAUCGAUCAGGCUGCGGAUAAACUCGUUAUCGGAAAUUCGUGACAGACAUUCAUGCGAUUCCGCGCGUUGCCGCGUGUUCAUGUCGGGAUAAACGGAAUCAAUGUAAAUAUAACGCUCUAAUCAUACAUUCAAUAAAACAUUAAUCGUAAAGC